Messenger RNA from Penicillium taxi, 1569 nucleotides. Its product is annotated as cation diffusion facilitator family transporter. The record is from RefSeq and is a predicted model, not a curated record. Lineage: Eukaryota; Fungi; Ascomycota; Eurotiomycetes; Eurotiales; Aspergillaceae. Gene Ontology annotation, cellular component: membrane. The coding region runs from base 1 to 1569 and encodes 522 amino acids. The transcript is spliced from 4 exons. Gene Ontology annotation, biological process: zinc ion transmembrane transport; intracellular zinc ion homeostasis. Gene Ontology annotation, molecular function: zinc ion transmembrane transporter activity.
AUGGGGCUCUCCAAGACGAACCGCAUUAUUAUCUUGUUGGUCAUUGACUCUGUGUUCUUCCUACUAGAAUUAAUCACAGGUUAUGCCGUCCACUCGCUUGCCCUUGUUGCCGAUUCCUUUCACAUGCUGAAUGAUGUUCUCUCUUUGUGCGUCGGAUUAUGGGCCGUGAAAGUCGCCAACAGCGAGACAAACUCGAAGACGUACACCUACGGGUGGCAGCGAGCCGAAACACUCGGUGCUUUGGUGAACGGUGUUUUCCUGGUUGCGUUGUGUAUGUCGAUCUUUCUUGAGGCCACUCAACGUCUAGUGGAGGUUCAAGAGGUACAAAACCCGAAGCUUGUUUGCGUUGUCGGUUGCUUUGGACUACUUUCGAAUAUCGUGGGUCUAGUUCUGUUUCACGAUGUCGGCCAUGGCCACUCUCACGGUCAUAGUCAUGAUCAUGGUCAUGAGCAUUCCCAUGACGAGGAGGACGUCGAAGCCGGUCACGAACAUGAUCACCAUGAUCAUGACCACUCAGUCGAGCAUACGCAUUCCCAUCCCCACAGCACUCCAGAUCUCACCCAUACUCACACAGAGCAUACUAUUCCUCAUCGCAAACGCCGCGUGACCGAAACCUCGAACCGUGGCUCCAGACGAUACAGCUCUUCGGCUGCGCGCGGACUUGCCAGCGUGGAGGAUAUAUAUGUGCACCCGGCGACCAUGCGACAGGACAUUAUUGCUGCUAGCCGUAGCUCAUUUGACGCUGAAAUGCCAUCUGACUCCGACAGCCAAGAGGUAGCCACUCCUACCGAGCGCUCAGGUCUACUUCAGCACCGGGACCGCGCUUCAAAUUACACCGAUGAGAACGCCGAUCCCAUCAAAAUCGCAAUUGUCGAGGAAGAUGUCCACAGGGAUCACAACCAUUCUCAGCCCAAGCCCAAAGGUAAGGGUAGUCACAGCCAUGAUCUGAACAUGCGUGGUGUCUUCCUCCACGUCAUGGGAGACGCACUUGGUAAUAUUGGUGUGAUUGCAUCUGCCCUCGUUAUUUGGUUGACCGAUUAUAAAUGGAGAUUCUACGUUGACCCUGGUAUUUCCCUGGUCAUUACCGUUAUAAUCCUCACCUCUGCUAUUCCACUGUGCAAGGCUGCCUCUCGUAUACUUCUACAAGCCGUGCCAGCAGGUUUGAGCAUUGACCAUAUCAAGGAAGAUAUCGAAGGACUUCCUGGUAUUCUUAGCUCGCACCAUCUCCACGUCUGGCAGUUGAGCGACACUAAGAUUGUUGCGUCAAUCCACAUUCAAGUUGACACCGACAUCAAAGGCGAAGGUUCCCAGAGAUACAUGCGCCUUGCUCAACAAGUCCGCAAAUGUCUUCACGCCUACGGAAUUCAUUCUGCAACCAUUCAACCUGAGUUUUCACAGACGGAAGAAAGCCACGCUCAUGUCCAGUCAUCCUCGUCUCAAACUGGUGCGGAUGAGCUGAGCUCCAGUCUCACAGGCAGCGUUCGUGACAGUGACCCUCAGGCCUGUCUCCUAGACUGCGAUGAUAGCUGUGCUAAAGAUAGCGGAUGUUGCUCCAAAAAGUCUCCCUGA